Messenger RNA from Ipomoea triloba (trilobed morning glory), 754 nucleotides. RefSeq names its product NADH dehydrogenase [ubiquinone] 1 alpha subcomplex subunit 6. Bases 1 to 399 code for a protein of 132 amino acids. Lineage: Eukaryota; Viridiplantae; Streptophyta; Magnoliopsida; Solanales; Convolvulaceae. Gene Ontology annotation, biological process: response to oxidative stress. The record is from RefSeq and is a predicted model, not a curated record. The transcript is spliced from 2 exons.
AUGGCGCAAUUGAUGAAGCAGUUUAAGGUUCCGCCGAACUCGAUGAGCCUGGAGGAGGCUCGCCACCGAACCUUCGAGUUCUUCCGGAUGUGCUGUAGAUCUAUUCCUCAGGUUAUGGAAAUCUACAAUCUAUACGACGUCGUUACCCCCUCCGAACUCCGCUCUUCCGUUGCUUCUGAAUUCCGCCGUAACGCCAACGUCACUAACCCUAAGGUGAUUGAUUUGCUGCUGUUCAAGGGCAUGGAGGAGCUGAAGAACGUCGUGGACCACUCGAAGCAAAGGCACCACAUCAUUGGCCAAUAUGUCACGGGCCAUGAAGAUUUCAUGCAGGAUGGGGAUGCCAAAGACCAAGGCACCUCCAAUUUCCUUAAAAACUUCUACAAAAGCAACUACUUUUGAACUGUUUUUAGACCGGGUUUUUGCCUCAUGUUGAAUUUCACUGCUGCAAAAUCGCAAUAAAGCUGAACAUUUUGCCCACAGCCUGCAUUUGGAUAAUCAAUCCUUUUUCUUCUGGACAGUCGCUGUGAAAUGUUGAUUGUUACAGAACUUGUUCUUGUGAUCAAGAACUAAUUGUCAAUGUUUAGGUACCAACUGUUGUUUUAGGAUUUGGGAAGUCUUGAUAAGGAUGUUUCAUUUUUCACUGCACAUUUUUCAUUAUUCUUUGUGCAAGAAGCUGGCCUGUGGUCAAUUACCCCAUUCGUGAGAGUUCAAUGUUGGAUAAGAAAAUGCCACUUUUAUUAAACUUUUCAUCAAA